Messenger RNA from Ceratotherium simum simum (southern white rhinoceros), 1174 nucleotides. NCBI's taxonomy places the organism in Eukaryota, Metazoa, Chordata, Mammalia, Perissodactyla, Rhinocerotidae. The record is from RefSeq and is a predicted model, not a curated record.
AAACUCCUCACCUCUUCCCUGGAGGCUUAUUUCUGUAGUGUUGGGCAUCAUGUGCCUUCUCCUGAUGGCCAUAGCCACUGCAGUGGCUGUCUUGACUGCAAACUCAUCUUCCAAAGAAUCAUCUCUCACAAUCCAGCAAAAAGGACUUGGUUGUCAUUCUUGUCCCAAGAACUGGGUUUGGUUCAGAUGCAGCUGUUACUACUUCUCCAAGGAACGGUUAACAUGGAGAGAGAGUCAACGUGCCUGCUCGUCUCUGAAUUCCAGUCUCAUAAAGAUAAACAGGGAGGAGAUGAAUUUUUUCUCUUUAAAAUCUUUCUUUUGGAUUGGAGUCUACCAUAAUGGAAUUGGCAAGCACUGGCUAUGGGAAAAUGAUUCGGUUCUGUCCUCUGAUAUGUUUUAUCCUCCUACACCUGAAAAAGGACAACUCUGUCUAUCUUACAAAUCAAGAGAAAUUUAUUUAAGUGAAAACUGUGAAUUUAAACAAACCUACAUUUGUAAGAAUCACCUUGUUUAUUCUAUAAAUUCACUGGAAAGAUGAAAAGUACUUUUAUCUAACCCUAUGUGUUGAUAGCAUUGCCAAUGUUUACUUUCUUGUGCUAUGGAGAAAAUAUGUAAAUUUACACCUUUGGUUUAAGAAAAAUAGAAUCCUCUAAAAAUAUACUCCAAUGCCAUUUAAAAAGUGUACUAUAAUUUUGUUGAAUGAAUAAAAUUUUGAUUUAGCUGACUUUUCAUGAAAUAACACUGUGACAGUAUUUAGGAGGAUAUAUUUAUGCCUAUGCACUUUAGGAAACAUUGCCAUAAAUAUUUUCUGAAUUAGACAAUGAGGUAAAGUUAGACUGUAUUGGAUAUUAAAUAGACUGUUUUAUGUAAGGUUACAUUAUUGUCCCUGAUAUAUAUAUUGCUUUUUUUGUCUACAAAAUUGUCAAAGUAUAUUGUUAGGCAAUAACUCACAGAACUAUUAUACCAGAAAUGGAAAUUAGUAUGACUACACAAGAAAUAGAAUUGUUCCAUAAAUUUUUGGAAAUUAAUUUUCAGCUUGAUUACUAUCCAAAAGUCCAACUUAUUCUAUAACAUGGUGACUCUGAGACAACUAAUUAGACUCACAGGUAUAAAGGUGGUACAGAGGACUUUGCUUUAAAAUCUUAAUUGUUGAAUUUUUAUUUCCUUAAGUUGU